Messenger RNA from Phyllostomus hastatus (greater spear-nosed bat), 4155 nucleotides. It is a transcript of the gene FCSK, whose product is annotated as fucose kinase. Gene Ontology annotation, molecular function: fucokinase activity; ATP binding. The transcript is spliced from 24 exons. Gene Ontology annotation, biological process: GDP-L-fucose salvage. Bases 242 to 3481 code for a protein of 1079 amino acids. NCBI's taxonomy places the organism in Eukaryota, Metazoa, Chordata, Mammalia, Chiroptera, Phyllostomidae. The record is from RefSeq and is a predicted model, not a curated record.
CGCUUCACCUUCUUUCCGGAUCUGAAGACUGACCGCUCUUUCAGAAAGCGCUGUCCUGACUAAAUUCGUCUGCCCUGCUAUAGCGGGGAGCUUUUUUCCCCAGAGAGGACGAGCCUGGGCAGGCGGAGGGGUGAAACUACAUUUCCCAGGGUGCGCCGCAACGGGUCGCGCAGCCCCCGCGUUCAAGGGCCGGCCGAGCCUAGCGCUGGCGGAGUCAGGAAGCCCCUCAAUUUUGUCCAGAAUGGAGCAGCCCAAAGGGGUUGAUUGGACGGUCGUCAUCCUUACAUGCCAGCACAAGGACAGUGUCGAGGUCUUCCAGAGAGAGCUGGAAGUGCGCCAGAAACGAGAGCAGAUCCCCAAGGGAACCUUGGUGCUGGCCGUGGAGGACCCUGAGACUCGUGUGGGCAGCGGGGGAGCCACCCUCAAUGCCCUGCUGGUGGCUGCCGAGCACCUGAGUGCCCGGGCAGGCUUCACGGUGGUCACAUCCGAUGUCCUGCACUCGGCCUGGAUCCUCAUCCUGCACACAGGCCGAGACUUCCCCUUUGAUGACUGCGGCCGGGCCUUCACCUGCCUCCCUGUGGAGAACCCGCAGGCCCCUGUGGAGGCUGUGGUCUGCAACCUGGACCACUUGCUGGACAUCAUGAGCUAUCAGCUGGGCCCAGGCUCCCCGCCAGGUGUGUGGGUCUGCAGCACGGACAUGCUGCUGUCUGUUCCUCCCAACCCAGGGAUCAGCUGGGAUGGCUUCCAGGGAGCCAGAGUGAUCGCCUUUCCAGGGAGUGUGGCCUAUGCCCGGAACCAUGGCGUCUACCUCACCGACCCCCAGGGCUUCGUUUCAGACAUUUACUACCGGGGCACCGAGGCGGAGGUACAGCGGUGCACCAGGCCUGAUGGGCGGGUGCCACUGGUCUCUGGGGUCGCCUUUUUCUCUGUGGAGACUGCUGAGCACCUCCUUGCCACCCAUGUGAGCUCACCCCUGGAUGCCUGCACCUACAUGGGCUUGGACUCUGGAGCCCGGCCUGUCCAGCUGUCUCUAUUUUUUGACAUUCUGCUGUGCAUGGCCCGGAACGUGAGCAGAGAGAACUUCCUGGUGGGACGGCCCCCAGAGAUGGGGCAAGGUGAUGCAGACGUCACAGGCUAUCUUCAGGGUGCCCGGGCUGAGCUGUGGAGGCAGCUUCGUGACCAGCCCCUCACAAUGGCAUAUAUCCCCGACGGCAGCUACAGCUACAUGACCAACUCGGCCAGUGAGUUCCUGCACAGCCUCACGUUCCCUGGGGCUCCGAGGGCCCAGGUCGUGCACUCCCAAGUAGAGGAGCCGCAGCUACUGGGGGCUGGGAGCUCUGUGAUCAGCUGUCUGCUGGAGGGCCCUGUCCGGCUGGGUCCUGGGAGUGUCCUGCAGCACUGCCAUCUCCAGGGCCCCAUUCACAUCAGCACUGGUUGCUUCCUGAGUGGCCUGGACACGGCUCAGUCUGAGGCCCUGCAUGGCAUGGAGCUGCGUGACCUUGUCCUGCGGGGGCACCACUUGCGGCUGCACGGCACCCCUGUCCGUGCCUUCACCCUCGUUGGCCGUCUGGACAGCUGGGAAAGGCAGGGGACAGGAACGUAUCUCAACAUGCCCUGGAGUGAGUUCUUCCAGAAGACAGGCAUUCGAAACUGGGACCUGUGGGACCCAGACACGCCCCCGACAGAGCGUUGCCUUCCCAGUGCCCGCCUGUUUCCUGUGCUCCACCCCUCAAGGGCCGUGGGGCCCCGGGACAUGCUGUGGAUGUUAGACCCCCAGGAGGAUGGGGGUGAGGCCCUGUGGGCCUGGAGGGCCUCCUGGCGCCUGUCCUGGGAGCAGCUGCAGCCGUGUCUGGACCGGGCUGCCACACUGGCCUCCCGCCGGGACCUGUUCUUCCACCAGGCCCUGCAUAAGGCACGCAGCGUGCUUGAGGCCCAGCAGGACCUCAGCCUGCGCCCGCUGAUCUGGGCCGCUGUCCGUGAGGGUUGUCCUGGGCCCUUGCUGGCCACGUUGGACCAGGUUGCAGCUGGCGCAGCAGAUCCAGGCGUGGCGGCCCGAGCGCUGGCCUGUGUGGCAGAUGUACUGGGUUGUAUGGCAGAAGGCCGAGGUGGUUUACGGAGUGGGCCUGCUGCCAAUCCCGAGUGGAUUCGGCCCCUCUCGUACCUGGAGUGUGGAGACCUGGCUGAGGGUGUGAAGGCACUUGCCCAGGAGCGGGACAAGUGGCUGAGCAGACCGGCCUUGCUAGUGCGAGCUGCUCGCCACUACGAGGGGGCCCAGCAGAUCCUGAUCCGCCAGGCUGUGAUGUCAGCCCAGCGCUUUGUCUCCACACAGCCCGUGGAGCUGCCGGCACCUGGGCAGUGGGUGGUGGCUGAGUGCCCAGCUCGCGUGGAUUUCUCUGGAGGAUGGAGCGACACGCCACCCCUUGCCUAUGAGCUUGGUGGGGCAGUGCUGGGCCUGGCUGUGCGAGUGGACGGCCGUCGGCCCAUUGGGGCCAGGGCUCGCCACAUCUCAGAGCCCGAGCUGUGGCUGGCAGCGGGGCCUCGGCAGGAUGAGAUGGCCAUGAAGAUUGUGUGCCGGAGCCUGGAGGACCUGCAGGACUACUGCCAGCCCCAAGCUCCAGGGGCCCUGCUGAAGGCAGCCUUUAUCUGUGCGGGGAUCGUGCAUGUCCACUCCAAGCUCUCGCUGAGUGAGCAGUUGCUGCGCACCUUUGGGGGUGGCUUCGAGCUGCACACCUGGUCUGAGCUGCCCCAUGGCUCUGGCCUUGGCACCAGCAGCAUCUUGGCAGGCACUGCCCUGGCCGCCUUGCAGCGGGCGGCAGGCCGGAUGGUGAGCCCAGAGGCCCUUAUCCACGCAGUGCUGCACCUGGAGCAGAUGCUCACCACAGGAGGUGGCUGGCAGGACCAAGUGGGUGGCCUAAUGCCUGGCAUCAAGGUGGGGCGCUCCCGGGCUCAGCUGCCACUGAAGGUUGAGGUGGAGGAGAUCACUGUGCCUGAGGGCUUUGUCCAGACGCUCAAUGACCACUUGCUCCUGGUGUACACUGGCAAGACCCGCCUGGCUCGCAACCUGCUGCAGGAUGUGCUGAGGAACUGGUAUGCCCGGCUGCCUGCUGUCGUGCAGAAUGCUCACAGCCUGGUGCGGCACGCAGAGGAGUGCGUGGAAGCCUUCCACCAAGGAAGCCUGCCUCUGCUGGGCCAGUGCCUGACCUUGUACUGGGAGCAGAAGAAGCUCAUGGCUCCAGGCUGUGAGCCCCUGGUUGUACGGCGAAUGAUGGAUGUCCUGGCCCCCCACGUGCAUGGCCAGAGCCUGGCAGGGGCAGGUGGUGGGGGCUUUCUCUACCUGUUGACCAAGGAGCCAAGGCAAAAGGAGGCUUUGGAGGCUGUGCUUGCCAAGACUGAGGGCCUCGGGAACUACAGCAUCCAUCUGGUAGAAGUGGAUAUGCAGGGCUUGAGCCUACAGCUGUUGGGGAGUGAGACCACAACCUGAUACCCCUUCCUGUGAGGCCGGUCCCUAUGCAAGAAAAAAUGUGGAGCAACAGCAGCCCCCCCAACCCCCUGCAGAGCACUCAGCCUCCUACUCCCCACCCACCUCUUUAUGAAUCUGCUCCCAAAGGAAGCUAACCCGAGUUUGAGCCCAGCCCCUUCUGAAGCCUGGUGAAACGGAGACCGUGCUGGGGAUCGGGGCUGUAACCUACUGGUUGACAGUGGCCUAGGCUUGGCCUCUGCUCCAUCUGGACAGAAGGUCCUAAGCUCAGUGUCCCUUGUGGCCUUUACAAAUCCCAUGGCCCAGCUGAAGCCUUGACCGUUUCACUCUCCACAAGGGCCCUGGAAGAAGGGGACGACAGCCUGCCUCAGCAGAUGGCUGGGUGCCUUGGGAAGGCUGACCCUUUUGAGGCAUUUCCUGUGUCCUUCCUUAGAGGCCAGCUUUUGCCUGAGUAGAGACUUCAUAUUUAACCCCCCAGGCUCACUUGCUGGGGGAGUGGAAGUAGGGGUGCGGUCUGUACCCAUGUCUGUGGCAGCGAGCCAGUGUAGGCUACAGCCAGUCACUGCCAACUCAGACCAUACCCAGUUAACGUGGACUGUGCCCGGUGACCCAGAGCCUGUGGGCAAUAGGUUUUCAGGACCAUGAUCUUCUGGGAAUAAAGUCAAUCUGCCCUUCAA